GAAGUUUCUUGACAAGUUUUAGUACGUUAUGGUAUUAAGGAAAUGACAAACUUAUCCUUCUGUAAGGAUAUACCUUUGGUGGACAGUAGUAGCCGGCACUCUUGCAAUGGAUAUUGCAAAAGCAAAUUCAUAGUGUACCCUACUGGUGAACACUUUCUGAAGUUGAGAACAGUUAUGGCAACUACAGCCAAUUUGAAUGGCAUAUUUGAGGCCCUGCCUGCCAUUCCUAGGCAUCGUGGCAUAGACAAGAAUCCAAAAAAGAGUAGAAUUACAUGCUUUCUUGAUAAGAAGAAGGAUGAAGUUCAAGAAAUCCCAGCUCAGGCAACAAGAAGACUUGCAAUAGGACUUGCCUCAAUCGCACUCUUUGGGAACAUCAGCAUUGGAAAAUCUCUAGCGGAAGACAAUGGAUUUUGGCUCACAGGCCCUUUACCAGUACCAUAUGCUAACAACAAGAUUAACAAUGAAGAGACGGGAACUCGUUCUUUUCUCAAGAAAGGAAUCUACAUUGCAAAUAUUGGGACUAAAGGGAGAAUGCACAGGUUGAAAAGAUAUGCUUUUGACCUCAUAGCAAUGGGGGAUUUGAUUGCACAACAAGACGCUUGGAAUUACGUAAGGAGGUAUCUGCGACUCAAGUCCACGUUUAUGUACUUUGAUUUUGACGAAGUGAUUUCUGCAGCACCGGCAGAUGAUAAGAAGUCUCUGACCGAUCUUGCCAAUCGGUUGUUUGACAACAUUGAGAAGCUUGAAGAUGCAGUCAGAAAGCAGAAUGUGUCUCAAACAGAGUCAAGUUAUCAAGCUACCACAUUAGUUCUGCAAGAGGUCAUGAAUCGAAUGGCAUAAACAUGCAUGACCACCAAAACAUUACUGUUCAUGUACUGUAGUUUAAGAUAUCUAAGAUGUUCUGUACUCUGGACUACGAAUAGGAGCAAUUUCAGAAGAGGAUCGACUUAUUGGCCUCGAAAUAUUUUAACACUUUGAUUUGAUUUGGAGAA
Sesamum indicum (sesame) is the source of this 992-nucleotide messenger RNA. RefSeq names its product PsbQ-like 1 (gene PNSL3). Gene Ontology annotation, molecular function: calcium ion binding. The record is from RefSeq and is a predicted model, not a curated record. Gene Ontology annotation, cellular component: extrinsic component of membrane; photosystem II oxygen evolving complex; chloroplast. Lineage: Eukaryota; Viridiplantae; Streptophyta; Magnoliopsida; Lamiales; Pedaliaceae. Gene Ontology annotation, biological process: photosynthesis; photosynthetic electron transport chain.